GCCGCCCCUUAUCCUCUCGUUCUUCUUACACAAAUCAGUAUUUUUAGGGUUUCGAUUCUUCACGCCCUUAAACCUCAGAGCUGGGGCUUACCUCUCAAAUUCAACGCUGCCAAUUGAAACCCUGGGUUCCUUUGUCUGAAACUUGAUUUACAGGGUUUUGGAAUCCUACUUUCGUCGAGUUGAGCCCUAUCCAAUUAAUGCAAGGGCCUGAACGCCUGGCCCCAUUCUCAUAAAGCAAGGUUUUUAACGUUUAGGUACCCUAGCUCACCUUUCAUCUGAUCUCUGCAAUGAACGCCUCUAGGCUUACUCGUUCUCAUUCUUGCAUUGAGGGUUUCAGAUUAAGGAACAAGAAAUGGCCGCUGCUCUGGCUUGAAAAUCGCCAUUUUCUCUCUCUAAAUUUAGUUGGAGUCUGGUUCAGGACCCCAAUUUCUCAAAAUCGAGUUUCAUCACGGUUGUACUCUAGCAUGGGCAGAGCUAUGCAAGGAGAUAGUAGUGGUCAUUUGAGAAUGGUCAAUCAAGCCUUGGAGAAGGACUCCUUUCUUAGUUCAGUUAAGAGCUUUCCGAAUAAUAUCACAAUGGGUCCAUUGGAAGAAGAGCAGAAGGAACAGGUUGCAGAGGGCCCUAAUUGCACAUCUCGAAAUCCUGUUGCUGAAUUACUUGAGAACCCUGAUGAUGUUAGAAGAUUGAUGAAGAUGGAGAGAAGAUCUGAAACAGAUUGGGAAGUCACCCAAUUUGGACACAGUUUAUCUCAAAGCCAAUCUAUGGAUGGUGGUGUUAUGAGGGGGCACUGGUUUCCAUACCUUAACCAAUUUAAGACGAGAGAUAUCAAUCUGUCGAGUUGCGAAGUUCUUGAAGCACUCGCUCCUCAUAUAUUGGACACCCGAAAGGAAAGGAUGAGACAAGCUGUGAAGAAUAGAAGCUAUUCGGUUUGUUUGGUUGUCGAGGGAUUGACUGACUAUGGAAACGUGUCUGCUGCAUUUCGCUCAGCAGAUGCACUUGGUAUUCAGUCAGUUCAUGUGGUCUCCAAUGACAGCACGAAAAGAUAUAGAGAAAACCGGAAUGUUGGCAUGGGGGCAGAAAAAUGGUUGGACAUUGAACUAUGGAGUUCCAUUGAGGAGUGUUUUAGGGCGUUGAGACUGCGUGGAUAUCGGAUUGCAGCAACCCAUGUUGGAAGUGAUGCUGUUUCUAUUUAUGACUUGGAUUGGACAUAUCCAACUGCGAUAAUUAUUGGAAAUGAACACAGGGGCAUAAGCAAAGAGGCUUUGAAGCUCUCUGAUUUGCAUUGUAGUAUUCCCAUGAAAGGAAUGGUUGACUCCUUCAAUGCCUCAGUUGCUGCUGGCAUCCUUAUGCACCAUGCGGUUUGUGAUAGGACUUCCCGUCUGGGUAGCCAUGGUGAUCUGACUCAGGAAGAACACCAGAUUCUAUUGGCUGAGUUCUCACUUCGCCAUAGCAUGAGUGCAGUGAGUAUAGUCCAUGAGUUUGCAAUGAGGAGAGUAGAGCAGCUUAAGGCCAAACUCUAAAAGAGCCAUCAUGCAAGGUCUUUGUUUAGUUGCUGUAGAAUUUUGGUUACAGGUAGUAUGUGCAGAAGUUACUUUUGCGACUUCAUUAUUAAUUUUCCUGCUCUCUAAUGUUAUAAUUUUGUUCUUUAGACUGUUAUAUUGUUUAUCAAAUGAAAACAUAUUGGUUCACAAAAGAAAGUCCAAUUCUUUCUAGAGCAUCGUAAAAUUUUUUUGAAGCAAACUUGAAAAUGAUUGUAAAGCAAAUAAUGUGUGUGCAUGGACAAAUGAUUUAUCAGUUUGAAAUAUUUUUGUACUUGUACCAUCCUAUCUAGUAAUACAAUGCUAACUUCUUUUUUUAAAAAAAAGUGCAUCCUGCCCUUCAAAAAUGAACUUGCAGCUCAAAAAAUAGUGCAAAUCUGAUUGAUCUAGGUCCAUUUAAAUAGAUGUUUGGCAUGACACUUUGAGAUAGCAAUAAAUGAGCUUUUUUAGGGCACCAAAUCCUUUUUUUUUUUAAUGUUCUUGGUUUUAGUGGACAAGAGGAUGGAUCUGCUGGUUUUUGGGUUCUCAAUCAAUGGGAAAAUGGAUUGAGGGGAGCCGCAUGGUGUUGGUGCAGCUGCGACUGCACUAGUAUGGGAUAUGGUUGGUAAAUUUCUGUCGAAAUAAUUUGGGCUUUGUCAAAGGUUCACAUAGACAUUGGGAUGUGU
Amborella trichopoda is the source of this 2203-nucleotide messenger RNA. Its product is annotated as tRNA/rRNA methyltransferase (SpoU) family protein. Gene Ontology annotation, molecular function: RNA methyltransferase activity; RNA binding. Lineage: Eukaryota; Viridiplantae; Streptophyta; Magnoliopsida; Amborellales; Amborellaceae. Gene Ontology annotation, biological process: tRNA guanine ribose methylation. The record is from RefSeq and is a predicted model, not a curated record.